AUGUCGACACUAUUUAAUACUGAUGACGACACGUCUAAUCCGCAUACAAAACUAACUUCCCUAGCGAGUAUUUUAUCGACAACAUCAUCAUCAUUUCAUGAAGAUGAUCAAUAUCGACCGAGAGAUAUUAAUACGAAUUCAUUAAAUGAUUUUUUAACUACGGAAAAUACAAUAUUUCAACCAACAACAGAAACAGACAUGAUUAAAAGUAUUGUUAUGUGUCAGGAAAAUCCUAUGGAAAAAUCUUCAUUAUUUCGAUCAUUAAUCGAACAUACAGAACCAAGAGUUAAUGCUAAAGAAUUAACUGAACAUUUUUCUUCAUCUGAACAAGAACAAAAACUUUCAAAAUUUAAUCAAAUUGAGGAACAUCUUUUACGUCCAUUUAGUGAAUGUGUUGAACAAUAUUAUCGAAUACUUUUUCGUGUAUGUGAAUGUACAGAAGAAUUAAAACAAGAAUUACGACAAGUUAAAAGUGAACGUGAUCAAAUGAGUGAAGAUUUAAUAAAUGCUGAAAAUGCAUAUACUGACGUUAAGAAACGAAAUGAAAAACUUAAAUUAAUUAUAAAUGAACAUAAAAUGAAUACAGAAACAUUAAAACGUUUUUCCGAAGAAUCUGUUCGUUAUACAGAAGAACAAAAACAAAAAUAUGCCGUACUCAAACAACAUGCACAAGAAAAAUUAAAUGAAGCCAAUAGUGAAAUUGAACGAUUAAGAAAAACACAUACAUCUGAAAUGGAAGGUGUACAAACACAAUUACGUUAUGCGCAAUUACGAGUUCAAUCACUUGAACAAGAAAUUAAAUCUGUUAAACAAGAAUUAGAACAAAAAAAAAAAGAAAAUAUUGAAUUGACAAAUAUUUGUGAUGAAUUAUUAGCAACUAAUAAAAGAUAUCGAUUGAAUACUUUAUUUGCUUUUACAUUAACUGUUCUUGCUGUACUUACGGCUGGAGUAUUUGUUUCAACGUAUUUUGAACAAUAUCAUGAAACUGUAGGAAUUAGUGUGAAUAAACCAAUUGUAAAACAUAUGACGGAUUUUCAAGCUAAUCGAAAGAAAAAUGACCUAGGCAUAGUACAAUUAAAUAUGGAUAUGAAUCUUAAUCCAUUGUUCGAUUGGAAUGUUAAACAAUUGUUCUUAUAUUUAAUAGCUGAAUAUGUAACACCAGCAAAUAGUCUUAAUCAAGUUAUUCUAUGGGAUAAAAUAAUCAGACGUGGUGAAAAUGCUAAUAUCAACAUACGUGAUCUUGCAACAAAAUAUUACUUCUGGGAUGAUGGAGAACAUUUACGAUCGAAUAAUGUAACAUUAACACUUGCUUGGAAUAUUAUUUCAAAUGCUGGUCGUUUAAUUCAUGUUCGAGCUGAUGGAGCUCAUUCUUUUAUUUUUCCUGAUCAAUAUACAACGAGUCGUGCGGCAAAUUCAAAAACUUCCGGUCAAGAAUAG
Messenger RNA from Adineta steineri, 1437 nucleotides. The record is from the annotation of a GenBank genome assembly. NCBI's taxonomy places the organism in Eukaryota, Metazoa, Rotifera, Eurotatoria, Adinetida, Adinetidae.